AUGACCGGACUAGGAGAGACCAUGGCUCAUUCCGAGGGCACGGUUAUCCAGUACGAUGACCCACAUCCAGCUGGCCGGGACCGCCGAGGCGUACUCAUCCGCAGCUUGGGCAACGCACCAGCCGUUGGAUGGAAGCAGCUCAUGUCCAUGUUCCACACCGUCUGGUUUGCUCUCAACCCCAAUGUCAUUCGGUACCGCAUGUCGCCUGCAUUGAAGCCGCAACAGUGGAAGUACGUGCAGGUGCAGCUCGAGACGGCCUUCUGUGCCGCCUUCCCAGGCAAGAAGCUGCCGCGGGUACAUCUGUUCGAGAACCAGCAAGGCUAUCGGCACAUCGACAUCGAGACGCCAUACGACAACGUCCAUGCGGAUGACAUCGUCCAGGCUGCGCUCGAGCAGGGGUGGAAGGUGGGCAAAAUCCCCAUUGGUCUUCCUUUGUGUGUCGGUCUCCCGACCAGCGAUCUGCUUUUCCCCGUCAAGCUCGACAACAUCCCGCUCAACCACGUCGACGAAUUUAUCACCUCGCUGCCAUCCUUCUUCGCUCAGUUCAACGAUGCCUCGAUCUCGCUCCGCAUCGUCGACGUGUGGCAGAUGGAGGGAUCUGUCUCGAUGAAGGCCAGUGACGAGCCGAUCUGGCUCUACGCCCAGUCGCUUGUGGUUCUUGUCGAAUUCACCGCCCCCCUCCCAGGCAGUGGACGCUUCUACGACCUGGUCCACUACUGGCCCGCUUGGGUCCUUUGGCGUAACAAAGUCAACGUCCACCUCUUCUUCCCGGGCAAGUUCGAGUCUGCCAAUUCUGCAAGUGGGCGGCGCAGCAGCUUGACGAGCGUCAUCUGCUUGCCGAAUGCCCACGAUUGA
Messenger RNA from Kalmanozyma brasiliensis GHG001, 855 nucleotides. RefSeq lists its product as uncharacterized. The record is from RefSeq and is a predicted model, not a curated record. NCBI's taxonomy places the organism in Eukaryota, Fungi, Basidiomycota, Ustilaginomycetes, Ustilaginales. Bases 1 to 855 code for a protein of 284 amino acids. The transcript has a single exon.